GAACUUAUAGGUUACAUCCUGCGGUAGUAAUCAAUCAAGAUUAAAUCUUAUAUUGUGAACGUUAGAAGUCAAUUUGUGAUAGAAGUGUCUAGACGUCAAGUUGGUACAAUGAAGUGUUGUUUAUAUGUAGGUACCUAAUAAAGAUCUGACUUAUUUUAAGUUAUUUAUAUAUGAAGUGAUAGAUUUUGUGUAUACAGUUUAUUCGUAAUUUAAAAAGCUAAAAAAAGAAAAAAAAAAAUAAGAAAUGUCUCCAUAUAAACCGGUAACAAAGAAAUUAAUCAACACAGUAGAGGGAUGCGUCGAUGACAACCUUCGCGGUAUUGUCACCACAUUCCCACAGUUGCGUUUACACCCAAAGCACCGCGUGGUCACCAUCAGAACUGAGGCUGAUACAGGGAGAGUGGCUGUCAUCAGUGGAGGUGGUUCUGGGCACGAGCCGUUUGCAGCAGGUUUUGUUGGGGCCGGCAUGUUGGACGGGGCCGUGGCCGGCGGUAUAUUCGCAUCGCCGCCCACUGGGAAUGUUCUGUACGCUAUAUCACAUCUCUACAAGUUUAAUUCAGGCGGUGUAAUCGUAAUAUUGGGGAACUACACAGGCGAUAGAUUGAACUUCGGCAAAGCAGUUGAGAAAGCAAGAAUUAAUGGCAUCAAGGUUGAAGCAGUAAUUAUAGGCGAAGAUGUUGCAUCUAGUCACAAUAAGACUGGAGGAAGAGGCAUCUGUGCUGAAGUUUAUUUAUAUAAGAUUUGUGGUGCAAUGUCAGCGAGGGGCUACGACUUGUCGAGUAUCCACAAGACGUCGAUAGAUGUGAGCAAGUGUUUUGCCACGCUCGGCGUUUGUUUGAGCGCCUGCUCCUUGCCUGGGCAGCCACCCUUGUUCGAAAUCGCACAAGACGAGAUGGAACUGGGCGCUGGAGUGCACGGGGAAGCUGGCAUCGCCAAGAUGAAGAUGGGAACUUCUAAAGAAGUUGUCGGGAUGCUGUUGGAGAAGAUAAUAUCUCAUUUGAAAUUGGUGACUGGUGACAGAGUGACCGUGAUGGUGAAUAAUUUGGGAGGGACCUCCAUCUUGGAAAUGAACAUAAUUGGUGCUGAUAUCAAAGAAUAUCUAGAUAGUAAAAAAAUAAAGCUAGAACGUCUAUAUUCCGGCCACAUGAAGUCCUCCCUUGAAAUGCAUGGAUUCAAUAUUUCCGUGCUGCAUCUGAACAAGGAACAAGGUGACUUUUGGUUGGGGUUGUUGGAUGAUCCCACCACCGCUCCAGGAUGGCCUGCGGGCGUCCUCUCUGUGGGUGACCACGACAACAUUAGAGAUGACGAGACUGUACUGCAAAGUUUUACUCGGAAGGCUGCAGUUGGACCUUCCCUAUCAAAACAGCAGCAGGAUAUCUUCCGAGGGUGUCUCCAAUCAGCUGCCGAGGAACUAAUUCAGAGCGAAGCGUUGCUCAACAGGCUGGAUUCCGGAUGUGGUGACGGAGACUGUGGUAUCACCAUUAAGAAGUUUGGACUGGCUAUCGUAGAAUAUUUAAAACAAGGCUCCGUGCAGUAUCCAUCCAACGUACUAUGGGAGCUGUCGGAGAUCGCGGAGACGGACAUGGGUGGAACAUCAGGCGGCAUCUACAGCUUGGGCUUGUCCGCAGCGUCGCAGUCUUUUGCUGGUUCACAAGCAGUAAGCCCAGCAGAAUGGUUAGCAGCGUGGGAGAGUAGCAUGGCAGCCAUUACCAAGUAUGGUGGUGCUGAACCAGGGGAUAGGACAAUGUUGGACAGUCUUCACGCGGCUGCAGAGGCUUUCAAGCAAAACCUAGGGGCUGAUCUGAAACAAGCGUUGUUGAAGACCAGCGAAGCAGCAGAAAGGGGGGCCAAGGAGACAGCUAGCAGGAUAGCUAGGGCGGGCCGCGCGUCGUAUGUAGCCAAGGAAUAUUUACAAGACGAGGAUGCAGGCGCACGCGCAGUCGCCAUAUGGAUUAAAGCUGUCGUCAAAUAUAUACUUACCAAAAUAUAGUUUUAAUUAUCUUUUAUUUAUACCUAUAUUUGA
Molecule: messenger RNA, 2023 nt
Organism: Galleria mellonella (greater wax moth)
Lineage: Eukaryota; Metazoa; Arthropoda; Insecta; Lepidoptera; Pyralidae
Product: triokinase/FMN cyclase-like
Exons: 15
Coding region: 245-1990 (581 amino acids)
Biological process (GO): glycerol catabolic process
Cellular component (GO): cytosol
Molecular function (GO): glycerone kinase activity
Source: RefSeq, a predicted model, not a curated record